Messenger RNA from Knipowitschia caucasica, 1098 nucleotides. Lineage: Eukaryota; Metazoa; Chordata; Actinopteri; Gobiiformes; Gobiidae. The record is from the annotation of a GenBank genome assembly.
AUGCUCCAGUCCAACCAGAGCGCGCUCUGCGACCCCUCGGCUCUCUCCCGGGGGGGACACACCACUGUGGCCGUGGCACUGGGGGUGAUCUUCGUGUUGGGGUUUGUGGGGAACUUCGUGUCUCUGCUGGUGUUUUCGCGGUACCCGGUGCUGCGGACCCCCGUGAACCUGCUGCUGGUCAACAUCAGCGUGAGUGACCUGCUGGUGUGCGUGUGCGGGACCCCCAUGAGCUUCGCCGCCAGCGUCAGGGGCCGGUGGCUGACGGGGAGCCACGGCUGCCGCUGGUAUGGCUUCACUAACGCGCUCUUCGGUAUCGUGUCUCUGGUGUCUCUGUCCCUUCUGUCCUGGGAGCGUUACUCUGCGGUGCUCCACACGGUGCCCUCGGACGCCUCUCAGUUUGGGCGGGCUCGUGUGGCCGUGGUGGUCUCCUGGAUCUACUCUCUGGCCUGGACUCUGCCCCCGCUGCUGGGAUGGAGCAGCUACGGUCCGGAGGGUCCCGGGACCACGUGCUCGGUGCAGUGGCACAGGCAGUCGGUCGCGGCGCGCUCUUAUGUGAGUUGUCUGUUCCUGUUCUGUCUGCUGCUGCCGCUGCUGCUCAUGGUCUACUGCUACGGGAGGAUCAUCCUGGCCGUGCGCACCGUCACCAAACAGGUGCCCCGGUUAAACCAGCUGUCUGCAGAGCGGAGGGAGGGCCGCGUGCUGCUGAUGGUGGCCUCCAUGGUGACGGGGUACCUGGUCUGCUGGAUGCCCUACGGGGUGGUGGCGCUGCUGUCCUCGUUUGGGCGUCCCGGAACGGUGCCUCCGGUGGCCAGUCUCGUGCCCUCCCUGCUGGCCAAAAGCAGUACUGCACUCAACCCGGUCAUUUACGUGCUGCUCAAUAAACAGUUUUCCAGAUGCUUCCGUCACAUGUUUAGCUGGAGCUCGGACGCUGCUCCCAACGCGGUCGACCAGUCAGUCCCCAGCAGCAGAGCGGCCUGGAUCCCCCCACACCUCCCCUCAGCCGUGACCUCCUCCCCUCAGUCACUCAAACAGGGACCAGAGCCCACGCAAACGCCACCACCGAAUCACCAUGGCGACGCAAGCAGAGAACAUUGUUAG